AUGGACUAUUCUCUCUCUCUCUCUCAGAAGGUGAUUUGUCUCUCUCAGCAGGUGAUUUGUCUCUCUCUCGCUCUCUCUCUCUCUCUCUCAGCAGGUGAUUUGUCUCUCUCUCUCUCUCUCUUUCUCUCAGCAGGUGAUUUGUCUCUCUCCAGUUCCUCUGCAGCACAGCCCACUAAAUCUCCCUAAAAGUAGAACAUACUCUGAAACCAUACACACAGGCACUAUGCUAUCCCUAUGAGCAAAAUAUGUAUUUUUGGUUGAAAAUACAUAUUUCCAACGUCUUGUUCUCACUGUGAUGCAGCCAGCAUGCACAACAAGGACCUGGGAAGGCCUAUUAGACCUAUUAGGAGCGAUCAUGGUCAAACACUUAUUUUUAUACACAGAUUCAUGUUACUACAAACUGCGUCCCCAAUUAUCUGAUGUUGUAAUGGGUACAACAAGCCAUUACUGAAUAACUAGCAUUCAUACAACCCAGUCCUUCCACUAACGUGACAUCUUACUACCAAGAUACUACCAUGCACCCUAGCUGCCAAUGUAGUCCCCUGUCCCUGCCUCACCCGUGGCCCCCUCUCCACAAUCCCCAAUCAGACGUCAUGAUGAUGCAAUUCCCUCUAUCCAGCAACUGCCAAGUCACUCCAUCCAACUAGCACCAACAAACAUAGGCAGAGGAGAUUAAACUAAUCUGGGACAGAGGGUCUGUGUAUGCACAGGGAAGGAUGGAUGCAGGGAUGGAUGGUUAUUUUCAUAAGGGAUUGAGAGCAGGCUUUCAGGACUGUUUAAGUGAAGAGAAGUGAGGGAGGGAGGGAGGGAGGGGGGGGUGAGAUUAUAUCUGAGAUGGGAGAGAGACCCUGAAAUACUAUAAUGCAUCCUGAAUUAUCCUAUCAAGAGCCUUGUUUAGUGUGUGUGUGUGUGUGUGUGUGUGCGCGACUGCGUGCGUGUGUCUGUGCACCAGUCUUUCAUAACAGGACAGGAUCCGCAUUAUGUAUCCCUCUGGUUUGCUUGGCUCACACACUAAGUCACGGAUGGACACGUUGUUGUUGAUGGUGGCAGUGUCCACCCACUGGGCACAGACGUCAAUUCAACGUCUAGUCCCAUGUUGGUUCAACCUAAUUUCAUUUAAAUUACGUGGAAACAACGUUAAUUCAACCAGUGUGUGCCCAGUGGGCGGUGUGUGUGUGUAUGCAUGCUUUUGAACUCUUGGCAACCUGUCCGUGGUUUAGAUGAGAAAUGCUACUUUGAACUCUGUUGCGCUACCAACCAGUGGUGGCUUCCCAAACAUUAAGCUAGCUACAGGAUGCCAGGGUUUGAGUAAGGGAAAUUGGAAUUAGAAUUGACAUGGAAUUGACCCCAACCUUGCAGCAUGUGCACCGCAAAACCCACCAACCAACCCCAGUUAAUCCUAAUAUCACUCACUCCCAAAACCCACCAACCAACCCCAGUUAAUCCUAAUAUCACUCAUUCCCAAAGCCACACAAGCCCUCAUUUGGCCUCUAGCCAGCCAAAGCCUCAACAAUCAGCAAAAUCCAUCCAAUGGGAAUCAAUAAGGCCUUCGUCCCUGAACGUCUACUUCCUCUGCUCAGAUACGCACUAUAAAAAACCUCUCACUCCCCCUCUCCCUCGUGAACAUUAAUGUAAGAGAAGUAGCGGUAGCAGCAGUCGGUAGAUCGUUGCUGAUGUCAUGCAGAUCCGGAGAUAAAAGCAUGUGGCUGAGUGAGCACCUUACCCCCCCCGCCUCUACCAUUUCCACCCACCCACUCGUGCUCGGUUAAUUGCCACUACUCAUCCAAGGUAGAGGCUUUUAAAAACUGUUAUUUAAAGUAGCACUCUCGCUCCCACCACCACUACCGCUACGAACCAAUACUGCAUGUACCUCCACCCCAGAACGAUCGCUCUCUCGCUCUGUCUGUUAUUUUCCACCUAGCCUGGCAUGACUGGAAGCAUCAAAACCCUGGUCAAUAAUUGUCUAGACAACUAUGAUGGCAGCAAAUGGAACAAACAAUGGAAAGCAUCCAUUAGAUACCUAAGGUCAAAAUAACCAUGGCUACCGCUUCGUCUGUCUCAUGUAUACAACAGUAGCCUCAGAAUACUUGUUUGAAAUGUUUAGAAAAGUAAUUGAAAUACCUGAAAUAGUAUUUCAAACCCAGGUCUGAGUAGCUUAUGUAGUAGUGUGUGUUUAACGUACAACAGCAGCUAACAGGAUGUCGGUCUCUGAACGUUGUCCUAGAUCGGGGCCCAUAUUAACAAAGCGUCUCAGAAUGAUGAUCUAGGAUCAGUUUCGCCUUUUAGAUAAUAAUGAAUACGAUUAUAUGGACAGGUGGGGACCUGAUCCUAGAUCAGCCUUUCUACUCUGAGGUGCUUUGUGGAUACGCCCCUUGGGUACUCUGAGCUGAUGGAUGUAUUGAUAAAGGCACACUGGUUGUGAUAGAUUCUAUGGUACGACCCCUCCUCCUCUUCCUGCUUCACUUCUUCUGUUGUUUAGUGCAAUCACUGACAGCAUGGACGUGGACGACAGUAAUUACAUCUCCCAAACACAUCGCCACACCCCACAUCACCACAAGAUCACAGGAAUCUAGAGUGAAGAAACCAUUCAGCCUCGCCAUUCACUUCCUGUCUUGUGUUGCCGUGGUUGGGUGCUGUACAUGUGGUAAAGAGAUCAAUGGAAUGCAGACCACGGGGAAUAGAAAAAGGACAUGGUCAUUGGCGGCCAUUUUUGUUGUGGUUGAUCUAAUAAAGUGGAUAUUCGUCAAAUCCAUCGUGUUCUAACAGGCCCAUAAUAUGGUGACUAAAAUCCGAUUUGGAUAUAUUUGGCUGUUUUUGCUGCAUAUAGAAGUUGUCCUAUUGAGGUUUAGAAACACAAGUCUCCUGUUCGUAUGAGCUGGUAGCAUAGCUAGCCAUAUAGAAAUCGGUCGUGGUAGCUAAAGGUUUUUCCAAGUGUAAUGCAGUUGAUUGGUGACGAUGACAUGAACAUGUAUUGGGGUUGAAAGUAUUAUACUCUGAUUUCUACCCCAACAUAGUGUGAAAUAUGAGAAGGGCUUCCGAAGAAAAUUUUCCAAAAGGACUAAUUCAAGGUAGAAAGGAGUUGGAACACUCAACAAAGAAAGAGGAGAUUGAUUUAUUUUACCAUUGUAUAGGAUGCGAACAGGUGACUGACGUUUCGACAUCAAGCUGACGUCUUCCUCAGAAUGACCUGACCAUUGAACUUAGCUCCUAUUUCUAGCCUAGUGGUUAGAAAUAGGAGCUAAGAGACAACAAAUAGUGUGAAAUAGGCUACACAUAAACAACAUUAAGUAUAUUAACUAGGCUUAUUUUAAACAACAUUAAGUACAUUAACUAGGCUUAUUUUAAACAACAUUAAGUAUACAGAGGGAGAGAGGGAGAACAACACCCCUCCCUCCCUCACUCCCUCCUCCACUUGCCAUCUGAAGUCAAGACUGCGUUGCUAUGGGCAACGAGCCGAGCAGGAGAGAGGAGGAUGGAUUGAUCCCAGCUGGUGGGAGAGAGGGAGGGAGGGAGGGAGGGCGGAGAGGAGAGCGGCUCACACAAUACACACACUGAGCCAACCACGGAGAGGAAAAAGGAUAGAAUCGCUGAAUAUAUUUUAUCCCUCUCUUCCACUUCCUGUUGAAGCAGACUAAGAGCACUGGAGAUAGCAGUCCAGAGGAGGGUAGAGAGGGCCAGCAGAGGGGCAAGCAGCCAAUCGGCAUUCAACAGGAAGCAAGCAACCAAUGAGGGGCGAGUGGACUCCUCCCCAUGAAGCGCUGUGCUGAGCUCCGAUCCCUUAUUAAUGAAUGGAGCGGCUCUGAGGCAGCACGCCGCUCACCGCUCUCCCACAGAGCACUAGAAUCAACAACAGCAGCACAGACAGAUGCCCGCACCCAGCCAUGAAGAAACGCCACAGACAAGCGCAUGCCGCGGACACCACAGACGCCAUGGAUCCCCACCUUCCCCCUCUUGCUCUCCCUUCCCUCCCUUUCUCAGCCUCCGGCACCCUGGCCCUCCCACUCCCAUCGCCCGCCACCCGACGCUCCAUCUCCAUGGGCGACUUUAAGCGGGUGACCACGGCCUUGUACGGCUCGGAGCCCCCCUCAACGGCUACCACAGCCCCCUUCCUCCAAGAUGGUGACCCCCAGCUCUAG
Coregonus sp. 'balchen' is the source of this 4136-nucleotide messenger RNA. NCBI's taxonomy places the organism in Eukaryota, Metazoa, Chordata, Actinopteri, Salmoniformes, Salmonidae. The record is from the annotation of a GenBank genome assembly.